AUGACAGGACGCCAAGUAAACGUUUAUCUCCAAGAAAAAACUUAUAAUGCGGUGCGACAACUAGUAGGACCUCGCCAAAUUAGUCGUUAUAUUAAUCAAGCGGUGGAGGAAAGAUUAGCUUAUGAGCAAAAAAGUGCGGAUGAAGAGUUGAGACAGCAGUUAAUUGCGGGUUAUAAGGCUAACGCUAAAAAUAAGAAAUUACAAGCCGAAUUAGGAGUCUGGGAAAAAUUUUCUACUCAUGAUGUUUUAACUCAAAUAGAAGAAAAUGAACGAAAAAAAGGAAAAAAAGAGUUCUCUAAACCUUUUCGCCCCGCUCUAAUAAUUAGCAACAACUUACAAAAUGAAUUUGAUAAACUAGUAACAGUGGCUACUUUAACUACUGAUGACAUUGAAAAUGUUAGGCCUUUUGAAGUUUUUAUUAAAAAUAAUAAAGAAAACGGACUAGAUUAUCCUAGUAAGAUUUUGACCGGUUAUUCUUUUUCUGUUUACAAGGAGCGUUUAAUUGAACUUUUGGGAAUAGUGGAGGAGAAAAUAAUGGACAAAAUUACUGCAACUAAAAGUAAUGGUCUAGUCUUUUUUGGUUCCAUUGGCAGUGGUAAAACGGCUAUUUUGGCGAUGUUAGCCCAUGAACUUCCCGGCGAGAAUAAAUAUGCUACUUUUCCUUGCAAUAUCGUGCAAGAUGUCCGAGAAAGACAAAGGUUCUUGAUGCAUUUUAUCGCGUUAAGUCGCCAUCAAGGCACUCGUUUAUUUGUUAAUGCCCAAAGAUUAGGACAAGUUAGUAUUGAACAAAGAGAAGUAACUACGGCUAUUUGUCAAGUCUCUCUUUUGCAAAAGACGGAUGAAGGGAUUUAUGUGCAGUGUGUGUGA
Messenger RNA from Ambispora gerdemannii, 867 nucleotides. NCBI's taxonomy places the organism in Eukaryota, Fungi, Glomeromycota, Glomeromycetes, Archaeosporales, Ambisporaceae. The record is from the annotation of a GenBank genome assembly.